GGGGGAUAUUGGGCCGGCCCAUAUGUUUGUUUGGGGUUAAAAAAUAUUUAGGGGCUUAUAAAAAAGAAACAAAAAUUAGGGUUUCUGUGUCUUGUCGCAGUUUGAUUUGGGUAUUCUUCUCCGACCACCGCCGCACACAACAGAAUGGACACUCAAAUUAAGCAUGCUACUGUUGAAAAAGUUAUAGGCCGUACUGGUUCUAGAGGUCAGGUGACUCAAGUUAGAGUGAGGUUUACAGAUGACCAGACCCGUCAUAUCAUGAGGAACGUGAAAGGGCCGGUCAGAGUAGGAGAUACACUCACUCUGCUCGAGUCUGAAAGAGAAGCAAGAAGGUUGCGCUAGAGAAACUCUCAAUUGUCUGGUGCAGGAUUUUAUGAAACAUUGGUUUUUUGGUUUUUUUUUUAUGGAUAAUGGUUUUGUCCAAUAAUACUUGAUUAUGAACCUGUUGUGACAUGGCCUUUUAUUUGGCCGAGUUUUGAGUAAAACUUUGCGCUUUGAUUAUGCGUUA
Messenger RNA from Trifolium pratense (red clover), 508 nucleotides. RefSeq names its product 40S ribosomal protein S28-1-like. The record is from RefSeq and is a predicted model, not a curated record. Gene Ontology annotation, molecular function: structural constituent of ribosome. Gene Ontology annotation, biological process: maturation of SSU-rRNA; ribosomal small subunit assembly; translation. The transcript is spliced from 2 exons. Gene Ontology annotation, cellular component: cytosolic small ribosomal subunit; ribosome. Lineage: Eukaryota; Viridiplantae; Streptophyta; Magnoliopsida; Fabales; Fabaceae. Bases 145 to 342 code for a protein of 65 amino acids.